Chilo suppressalis (striped riceborer) is the source of this 4086-nucleotide messenger RNA. Lineage: Eukaryota; Metazoa; Arthropoda; Insecta; Lepidoptera; Crambidae. The record is from the annotation of a GenBank genome assembly.
AUGCUUGAAAAUAUUGAAUUACGCUCAUUUUGUGUCAGUGCAAAUACGGAAAGCGAUAAUGAAGAGUAUCACGAAAUUACUUUUCAAUCUCAUCAAGACGAUUUUACCACCACAAGAAAAGCUUCGAAACAUAAGGAAUAUGAUUUCUUUACAGACUUAGAUGUAGAGCCUGUUCAAAAGCCAGGACAGAGACGGAAAAAGUCACAUGUUAAACGUAGAGAAACUACGACAAAUCUAAUGGAUAUUGUGAAUUCAGAAUUGGCAUCAGUUAGCUCGCCUGUUACGGAGAACACAGUUGUAACUCUUGUAGAUGAAAGGCAAAAGGAACAAAGUAGUUUUUUACUCACUCUACCGAGCAUUACAAGUAUGUUUAGAAAAUCUCAUCGUAUGCGUGCAGAUUAUGAAAAUGGUACAUGGCGCCAGUUGAAAACAGUUAAUUUGAGCCCUAUAUUUCCUAGAAUACUCGAAAACGCAUUACCAACUGACUAUGCUAUACCUGUUCAGUAUGUCUAUCCAUUGUCAUUUGAAGAGUUAACAGUUAACAAAUAUACAGAAGAAACUGAGGGCAACGAUAAAUUCUUAGAUAUUACAAUAAAAAACAUAUAUUUUCUCCAUCAUCAUUACUUUUCACUAGAAAACCUAUUGUGUCGAAAACUCAUUGAUACUUAUAAAACUUAUCAAAUUUGUAAAAAUAAUUUAAAAGAUUUAUCUAGAGAUAUCAAAGUGACCAGGGAAACAAGGAAUAAUAUUAAGGAAGAACUCUCCAAAAUAAGUCCAGACAAGAAAGACGAACUAAAAUUUGAUAAAACUGUGAGAAAAUACACUGGUAAUUUGUUGCGGCUGAAGAAACAGUAUAUAGAAUUAAUAAAGAAGCAAAAAGAACUCAUUCAUAAAAUAAUAUCUCUCUGGGCAGAUGUGGAAAUGGUCCGUGAAAAAUCUGGGAAAACAGAAACCCCGUACAUUAUUGAGGUAAUUAAUGUUGACUCGAAUGAAAACCAGUUUGAAGAAGAAUGGUGUGAAGUUUACAACGUAGAACUUAAUGAUUUAUUAGAUAAAAUAGAGUAUGAUUAUGUGAGUAGGUACCUUGAAUAUAAAGACUUGAAGCAAGAACAAAAUUUAAAUAAAGCAGAAAAGAAAAAGUUAAGUAAACCUAAGCUACAGGUUGAUGUAGAAGAGUUAAAAGAACAAGUAGAAAAAAUAGUUGGUAAAAUCUUAACAAGAGAUAAAAUGGACCUGAUAUUGAACAAAGACGAGAAUUUAGCUUUAUUAUUUGAUAAAAAAGGAGAAAAAAAUUUACUAAACUAUCACUUUGAUAUAUACGUCGAUACUGUCUUCGUGUGUACAUCCGAAACUUACAAAUGUGAAAAAGAUUCUCUGUUUGAAAUAAAUUUAACAGAGUCGUUUUCUAUUCAAAUUCUUCCUAAGAAUAAAUUUAUUUACAUAGCGUUAAUAGAAAAUAAUGAAAAAGUGUCGAUGAUAAACGUUGAUAUCUCUAAAAUUAAUAGAAGCGACAUUGAUGCAAAUUUUGUGACGUACUCUUUUGUCUACAAUAAUAAGAUAGUGCCACCGACUCAUAGUUAUGUAGGCAGUGGUUACAACAUAAAAGAUAUAGCAAAGGAAAAUAAAGUGCGGCUUAAAAGUAGUAACAUAUUUGCAGGGAACUUGGAAACAAAUUGCAAAGUUAGUGUCGAAGCCAGAUGGAAUAAGAAAUUAAGUAAACACGACAUUGAAAACGUGAGAGAGUCGAUGGAUACCGGAAGAAAAAUAGCACGAUUGAUGCACGGGCUAGAUAAGCCAUCUAUUGAUUCGCUUACUGAUCUUAUGGAAAAGAUUUACGGAAAAAAUGUUUCGAAAGAUUCGAAACUUACACAAACUAUUCAAGACUUAUGUAAAUGCAAACUUAAGCCUGAUCUAGAGUUUCCAAUAAAUGAAAACAAUCCAGAAUUCGUAAGAUUCAAGUUGCUUCAUUUACGGAACAUUGGAGGUUUUAGUAAUGUUCAAAAUAAAAUGGUGCCAAUACACGUCAGUCAGUUAUCCACAGAGCAUUUGAGUUGUUUACAGAGAAUUAAUGAGAAAUAUAUAGAUAUUGAAUACAUUAACGAUAAAUAUGCAGAAAUGGAUCCUAUUGAAUUGCAAAGAUUCAUUGGUUGUAAAUAUGUGCAAAAGCUGAACCAGAACAUGUUAAAGAAUCUACAUGAUCACUUGAUGAAGAGAACGCACAAAGACGUUGUACGUGACUAUAGAAACUUGAGCUUGAGAAGUCUAUUUUCAAGACCAACAAAUUUGAUCGACUUAGCUUCCGUACCUAAAAGUACUAAACAACAAUACUUAAAUGAUUCUAUAAGUAAAGAACAAGAGAUCCGCGUAACUGUAAUUAGAGCUUACAAUUUGAUGGACAGAAGUUCUACUAUACUGACGGAGGACAAUGAUGAAGACAACUCCACAAUCGCAGGGUUUAAAGUUCGCCCAUUGAGACCGUACAUCAGGUUGAGUUACCACGGCAUCUCUGCACAAACCGCUACCGCUAUCGGUUGCCAUCCCACUUGGAAUCAAACUGUGAAAAUAAAGACGAAAUUGCACCCCAUAUCCUCCCUCCACAUUAACUUGUUCGAUGAAUAUAAAACUAAUGUAAACGAUGGUGACUCUGAUGACGAGACGUCACAUGGUAAGAGCAUGCACUACAGAUGCUACAGCAGGUGGCUUGGCACUCUCCAGGUGCCCCUGCAUACUGUGCUUACUUCAGGAACGCUCCGCGGUGCAUUCAAAUUAGCCACUCCGCCAUUUCUGUUCGGAUACGAGGUGCCGCAAAAUAAGGACGCAACGCGCACACUAAUACCGGAGGUUACAAGACUUCUGAGAAAGGACACCUCUUUCGUUAUCCUGCAAAUAACCACUAGCCUCUCUCAUCUGGGUGGAUUACAUGCGUACAACCAACCUAUACCGACUAGCGUGGACGAUGACGACUUGAUAAAGCAUUUGAAUAACGCAGUCACUUCGUACAGCAACGAUUUUCUCGCAAGGCACAUAACUUUGACUUUUAUAGACAGUUCUGGAAGGAACAAAUGCGUUACACAAUUUCUGCAGCCGUUACCUCCGCCGAAUUAUGAUUAUUUCCCUAAAAAUCCCAAGAGCAGAGGUGAAUCUGCGUUGUCUAAAAGCUCCGGGGUGUCCAAGAGUUCUUCUUCAAAGAGCAGCGGUGGAAGAAAGAAAGACGUGGUUACGGAACGGGGAAAUCUUUCCCCAAGGGAGAGAGAAUCUAUUUACAGCGGUUUCGAGGGGAACUGGAAAGGGGAGAGCCAGUUUACAAAGAUGAUGAACGCCUGCCUGAGAUACGUGUCCCUUAUACCGACGUAUGAAGUCACAGAGUCGCACGUCGUCACGUUGAUGGGACUGGAACUCCUCAAAGUUCUGUACGGGUCGCCUUUGGACCACACCAUCCUCCUGGCUGGUUACUUCCUCCAUCUCGGGGUAAAGUGUUGGGUGGUGAUGGGUGCCGGCCUCCCUCGGGGCUCGAGCGGGUUCGUGCUCACUAAAUACGACCUGACUAGUCGCCGAGACGUGUUGGUUAACGACCACUUGUUGAAGAGUAAAGGUUUGUUAAACAAGGGCGAUGGGUACCUUUGGUAUGUAUACGACGCUACGACGGGCGAACGCUUCGAGCUGCGAGACGUCAGCUGCCCUCUGAAGACAGUGGACUACAUCUUCGACGAGGACAAUAUAUGGCUAAACAUGCAAUCCUCUCAAGACUGCGAGAAUGUAUCUUUUGAUUUGUCCAGAUCCUCCUAUUGGAUGCCGGUGUUUGACAAGAAUAUGUUUGUGAUGCGGCAGAGCUUGGUGACGGAUUCGAGUCUGUACAGUGCUCCCCCGGAUAUAACAGCUCUACGGGAAACGUUGGAAUCUAAGAUCAAGACCAAAGUGCAGAAGUGGAGGACACAUUUUAAGACAGUCUGGAAUAGAUACGGCAGUAGUUUGCUGCGUGAAUGUUUGCAUCAUUGGGAGUAUUGGACCUUCAACCAGAGCGAGCCCAAACCGGGAGCCAAUCAACGGCUCAAGCAGCUGAUGAUCACAUACAAGGCAAUUGUUUGA